UGAAACCAAAAGUAACUGUCAUUCAGCUACAAAAAUGAAUCCGGAUGACAGUGAGGUAAAGUCUCCAACAAUACAUGUCAUCCGUGAAGUAUACGAUAGUGGAAAUGCACACGAGAGUUUUGAAGCAGAAUUAGAUAAAGCUUUGGAAGCUAAAGUAGAUUAUAUAAUAAUUGAACCAACACGUUUAGGAGAUGAAACUGGACGAUGGAUAACUGUUGGAAAUUGUUUAUAUAAAACGGCUGUGUUAUCUGGCCUGUCCUCUGUUGUAUCAGGAUUAAUAUGGCAAGAUAGGCCAGUUUUUUCUGCGCCAUUGUGCGCUGUUUCAAUAUUUUGUACUGGUUUAUAUGCAGUUUCUUGGAUAUCAGAUCCAUGCUGCCAAUAUCAAGUGGAAAAAGAUCCAAAAAAACUAGCGAAUGUACCAAAAUUAAGUGAAUUUUCAUCACCAGUAGUUCUAGCAUUAAAAGAGAAUAAAAAGGCAAAAUAUUUUCAUCGUGGUGUAACGUUAAUAGCAUCAGCAUUUUGUGCAUGGCAAAUUUAUAAGGCCUACAAGUAGUAGUUUUUGUUUUUAUUUAAUUAAUAAUUUAACAAGAAAAAGAAAAAUGAAAUUUAAAAAAAUAAUUUAAAACAAAUUCGUUACUUUUCAGAAAUUAAAUUGUGUAAAAAGAAUUAAGUUUUAAAUAUGGAAAAGAAAAAAAUUUAUAAAUAUUAAAAGUAAAAAAAACAGAAACAAUAUAGAAAAAAUAUUUUAGUAGGGGAAUUAAAUUAAAAAAAAGAAAAAAAAAUUUUUUCAAUUUUUUUUUUUUUUUUUUUUUUUUGCAUUAUCCUUGACGAUUAUGUCUAAAAGAGAACAAUUCCAGUAAAGAAAGGACUGAGUUUUUUUUAGUAGUGGAUAUUAGAUUAUUAAGCUGUAAAUUCUGCAGUUUAAUAUAAUUUUAGUGCUUUUUUUUUUUGUAAAAAUAAAUUUAUCAGUUCCCAAAAUAAUUUUUAAAAAUAUUUAAUUUUAUCCAUUUCUUAUUUUUUCCAAUUAAUUCAUUUAUUUAUUUUUUUUUUUUUAAUCAUUUCAGAAAAAUUGAAGACAAUAUUUUAAUAGACUGCAUUUUAUUUUAUAGUCUAUUUAAUUGUCUUUGAUUUUUCUAUAAAAAUGUGAGUGUGAUUUUUCUACUUACACUUCAAUGUAUUUUAUAAGAUUUUACUAACUAUCCUAUAUUACCAUUUUUGGGCUUUUUUGUUUUGAUGACAUUAUAUGAAAACAAAUGUUAUUUAAAAAAAUAUUUUAAAAAUAUUAGAUUUAGCAUUUCUUUUUCUUUUUUUUUUUUCAUUUUCUUAAAGCACAAAUCCAGCAAAAAGAGAAAAAUAAAUCUGUAAUAUAUUUUGAUAAUAUGUAAGAUAAAAAAAAAAAGAAAAUUGUACUGACUCACUUUAAAAAAGGAAAAUUAUAAAAAUUUUUUUUAAUAAUGAAAAAAUUUAAGAUACAGUUAAUUAUAAUUGUUGAAUCA
This is a messenger RNA of Condylostylus longicornis, 1496 nucleotides long. RefSeq names its product transmembrane protein 11 homolog, mitochondrial (gene Pmi). Gene Ontology annotation, biological process: inner mitochondrial membrane organization. Bases 35 to 553 code for a protein of 172 amino acids. Gene Ontology annotation, cellular component: mitochondrial inner membrane. The transcript has 4 exons. The record is from RefSeq and is a predicted model, not a curated record. NCBI's taxonomy places the organism in Eukaryota, Metazoa, Arthropoda, Insecta, Diptera, Dolichopodidae.